Molecule: messenger RNA, 372 nt
Organism: Anthostomella pinea
Lineage: Eukaryota; Fungi; Ascomycota; Sordariomycetes; Xylariales; Xylariaceae
Source: the annotation of a GenBank genome assembly
AUGGUGGUCUGGUUCCUUUUCGGAGGAGACUACGAUGCCAAGAUCAAGUCUCUGACCCCUUGGAUGCUGGUUUUCACUGGGCCGACUUCAAGCACCAUCUCCCUCCACUACCCCUACGACGAGUGCUACGACUUCUGUUGCUUCUUCCUCUUCGCCCUCUACUACUACAAGAACGACUACACCCGAGUUGCGGUCGCCGGCGUCUGUCUCCUGCUUGCAUACGCUGAUCAGCGAGACUGGACAAAGAUCAAACUCUACACCACGCUCGAGCUCCUCGUCGUCUCCUUCCCACAUAUUAGGCGGUUUUGCAAGCUCGCAUUGCCCCCUGACCAAAGAAGCCGGGGCAAGAUAGCAUCCUACCUCGCAACUUAA